UGUCGGCGCGCCGGGCGCUCAGUUCUGUGUGUGAGCCCCGCGAGCGGCGCUCCAGGGCCGCUGGAGGCACUGCCAGGGCACCAGGUGGAGCACCAGCUCGGCGUGGCGCAGCGCAGGGUCCCUAGCAGCGAGCCUCCCGCAGCCGCCGAGAUGCUGCGAACAGCGAGCUGCCCCCCAAGGUCGCCCCCCGGACAGGGAGCCGCGGCGUCCAAGCUCCUGCUGCUGCUGCUGCUCGCCUGCUGCGCGGGCGCCUGCAGAGGUGCUCCAAUAUCACCUCAAGGAUUACAGCCUGCACAACAGCUACAGUUGUGGAAUGAGAUAGAUGAUGCUUGUUCGUCUUUUCUGUCCAUUGAUUCCCAGCCUCAGGCAUCCAAUGCACUGGAGGAGCUUUGCUUUGUGAUUAUGGGAAUGCUACCAAAGCCUCAGGAACAAGAUGAAAAAGAUAAUACUAAAAGGUUCUUAUUUCAUUAUUCGAAGACACAGAAGUUGGGCAAUUCAAAUGUUGUGUCAUCUGUUGUGCAUCCGUUGCUGCAGCUCGUUCCUCACCUGCAUGAGAGAAGAAUGAAGAGAUUCAGAGUGGACGAAGAAUUCCAAAGUCCCUUUGCAAGUCAAAGUCGAGGAUAUUUUUUAUUCAGGCCACGGAAUGGAAGAAGGUCAGCAGGGUUCAUUUAAAAUGGCUGCCAACUAAUUUUCCACAGAGCAAUGCUAUGGAAUACAAAAUGUACUGACAUUUUGUUUUCUUCUGAAAAAAAUCCUUGCUAAAUUUACCCUGUUGAAAAUCCCUGUGUUGUCGAUGUUCUCAGUUGUAACAAUGUUGUAAAUGUUUAAUUUGUUGAAAAUUAAAAAAUCUAAAAAUA
Molecule: messenger RNA, 857 nt
Organism: Macaca mulatta (Rhesus monkey)
Lineage: Eukaryota; Metazoa; Chordata; Mammalia; Primates; Cercopithecidae
Gene: NMU
Product: neuromedin U
Biological process (GO): neuropeptide signaling pathway; positive regulation of synaptic transmission; positive regulation of smooth muscle contraction
Cellular component (GO): terminal bouton
Molecular function (GO): neuromedin U receptor binding
Source: RefSeq, a predicted model, not a curated record